This is a messenger RNA of Bradysia coprophila, 882 nucleotides long. RefSeq names its product farnesol dehydrogenase-like. The record is from RefSeq and is a predicted model, not a curated record. NCBI's taxonomy places the organism in Eukaryota, Metazoa, Arthropoda, Insecta, Diptera, Sciaridae.
AGCAUUGUGUUGCAAACAUUGAAAACAGUCAAAAUGGAACGUUGGACUGGGAAAGUUGCGAUCAUAUCUGGAGCCAGCUCCGGAAUCGGAUCUGCCGUAGCAGUUGAUUUGGUUCAGGCCGGUAUGACAGUGGUUGGCCUGGCUCGACGAGCAGAACGUGUCGACGAGUUGCAAAAAGUAAUUCCAGCCAAUGCUAAAGGAAAACUUUACAGUUUGAAGUGUGAUAUAUCAAAUGACAACGACGUUAAAAAAGCGUUUGAGUGGAUCGAAAAGACGUUCGGUGGAGUUCAUGUUUUGGUUAAUAACGCUGGAGUAUCCGUACUUACAUCACUGACGGAUGAUGGGAAUGAGGAUCAAUUGAAAAAUGUUAUUCAAACCAAUUUAUGGGGACUAGUUUCGACUACAAAGAAAUUUUUUGCAAUUGUUAAGAAGUAUAAUGUUGUCGGUGCUCAUGUUAUAAAUAUCAAUAGUGUGUUGGGCCACGAUGUCUUUCCAACGCCACUUGGAAGAAAUCCAAUUUAUAAUGUCUAUCCGGCAAGUAAAUUCGGGGUGACAGCAGUCACGGAAACGCUACGCCAAGAAUUCAGCUAUCAUGGAUUGAAGACAAAAGUUACGAGCAUAAGUCCUGGAUUAGUCACUACUGAGAUGACCACCAAAAACGGAGCCGAUAGGAUUUUUAAGAACACACCGGCUCUGAAACCUGAAGAUAUCUCGCAGGCAGUACUCUAUACACUGGGAACGCCAGAACACGUACAGGUUCACGAGAUAACUGUCCGACCAUUCGAUUUCAGCAAAUUGGAUAUAAAGCAAAAUGUACGCAGCAAAAUGUAAACCUAAUCUCUUGAAAAUUUAGAAGUUUUUCGUGGAAUGAACAUUAAAUCU